AUGGUCAAAUGGUCACCUCAUAUUGGUGACGUGUUGAAAGUUAAUUUUGAUGGUUCAGUUAAUGGUGAUUCUACAGUUGGUAGUUUUGUUAUUAGAAACCCCCUUGGUAAACCCCUAGCUGCAUCAGCACUAUACUUAGGCCACACUACAGUUCCGGUAGCAGAAGCUUCGGCGCUUCGUAGCAAUCUUCUUUUCGCUAAAGAAAAAGGAUUCGUGAAUAUUAAAGUUGAAGGUGAUUCAAAGUUAGUCAUUGAUUCAGUCAAUGGAAGCAUUGCACCACCUUGGAGGUUGCUAAAGAUUGUUGAAUACAUUAGAGCUUUAGCUUUCUCUUUUACUAUUAUCUUUUUCAAGCAUGUUUUUAGAGAGAUCAAUUUUGUGGUUGAUGCCUUAGCAAAUCUUGGUCACAAAACUAGGGUCUCUUCAUUUUGGAAUGAUCAUAUUCAUUGCGAGGCUUCAAAUGCUCUUGUAUUCGACAGUGUAAAUCUUAGAUACCCUAGAGGCACCUCUAUCUAA
This is a messenger RNA of Fragaria vesca subsp. vesca, 513 nucleotides long. RefSeq lists its product as uncharacterized. The transcript has a single exon. The record is from RefSeq and is a predicted model, not a curated record. Gene Ontology annotation, molecular function: nucleic acid binding; RNA-DNA hybrid ribonuclease activity. NCBI's taxonomy places the organism in Eukaryota, Viridiplantae, Streptophyta, Magnoliopsida, Rosales, Rosaceae. The coding region runs from base 1 to 513 and encodes 170 amino acids.